GUCACACCACAAUUACUACUGUCUGCAGAACUUUCCCGCGCUAAAGUUAUCCCCUUAUAAAACGAACCUGCCAUUCCCACAUCAAAGAUUAGGGCUUCCAGUUCAAAAAAGCUCUAUUUCAAAUCAGGCAUGACGGACCAUGAGGCGUCAGCCAUGGAAGUGGAGCGGAAACCACAAGAAGUAGCAGUAGAAGAGGAAGAAGAUCCAUUUCUUCAAUUCAUUGACUACGCCAAGUCCGUACUAUCUCCCGAUGCUAACUGUAACGGAGAUGAUCCGAAGGGACCUAGUUGGAGAUGGAUUGCUUCAAAGAUUCUCAAUACUUGCAUUGCUUAUUCCUCUGGAGUUACCUCCGCCAUUCUCCUCUCUGAUCUCUUUCAGGCUUGGAAUGAAUUGAAUAGGAGCGGAGCUCCAAAGAAACAGUCAGAAUGUAUUUUUCAGUUGAAGAAGAAACACAAGAGGGCAAAGCUUCCUAAUACUGUCACCAUUGACUCCAUAUAUGAGAAAAAGUUCUUAUCAUUGAACAGUGUAAUUGAAGCUGUUAUUAUAGACACUUACAUUCUUCCAGGAACAAACAUUUACAUGCUUCAUCUGGGUGAUUUUUGGAGUUCUAAUACAAUAGAUCUGUAUCUUCACCGCAGAUUCUACAGCUUAGCAGAUCCAAAAAAUGGUCUUUUGAAGAAAGGUCGCGAAGUUUUCCUCACAGGAUGCCGCCUCCGAACUGCCACUGGAGGUUCAGCUCAUGCACGUCUUUUGCCAACUGAAUAUCUUGUGAUACUGUUAGACGAGGACCAAAAUGAUGACGCAAUGUUGCUUUUAGCACAAUUUUGUGAAGAUCGCUUCGAAUCCAUUUCUGUCUGUGAUGUCUAUCAGGGGGUCUCCUAUUCAUUACGUGCAAGGAUUACAUCUAUUACUUCUCUGGAGGUUCAAGGGAAAUAUGGUAGUUUGCAGAGGAAGCAAAUUGAUCUUGUUGAUGACUAUGAUGUCAGUUCAAAAUUUCUUUUGUGGGGUGAGCAGGUUCUGCUUGCAAACCUAUUCAGUGUCGGAAGUACGCUUGCCCUGGAUAGACCAUUUAUCUCGAUUUCCACGGAUAGUGAUCUUGAAACAUCUACAGAAUGUUGCCUUGAAUACGGUACUGCAACACAGCUAUAUCUGGUACCCUUUAUUCAGAAUGAGGAGCAAGUAUCCCUAGCACUGACACAGAACCAUCAUAAAGGACCAAAACUAUCAAGACCUUUGGAUCCAAGUCAGGGACUUGUAGUCUCCCAGGUUUUCCUGCCUUGUGAUUCUCAAGGUUCUAUUGACUUCAGUAAUUAUCCUUUUCGAUCAUUUGUUGUUGAUCUUCGGGAGAAGAUGACUGGAAUAAGCCUCUACGGUAUUGUUUCUGAUAUUAGAAGUACUCAAGAGCCAGUACUUUCUGUUAUGAUUCAAGAUGUAACUGGUGCAGUUUGGGCGAGACUACAUUUUGCUCGAUCCUGGUCAUUGGGGAGACUAGGACUGGGGCACACUAUUUACAUAUCUGGUUUGACGUGUUCCGUGGGUACGGGAAAAAGCUUGAUCAUCUUACCGUGCCACACUUUCUACUUUGACAGCCUAGAAUUGCGGUGGGUUGAGAAUGACGUUGGAGCUUCAUUUAUUAAUAUUAGUUGCUUACCGGCGCUGCUUAACUCAUCUUGUCUACACAAGUUAUCCUGCCUUUCUAAUUUAUCAGCCGAGCCUACUGGUACUCGUGUAUGUAGAGUCUGGCUGGAUCAAAUUGAACAUUGUCAUGUGACUGCGAGACUAUCACAUACAUCUUGUGGUUAUUUUCUUGAUGAUGGUUCCAGUGAAGACCUCAAGUGCAACUUCUGUCAACGUAAAUGCAAUGCAGAACUAGCAUGGAAUUUCCAUUUAAAAAUAACUCUUGCAGAUGAGAGUGGAAAACUCUUUGCCUGGUGUACUGGUCAAACUGCUGUGGAGUUGCUGCAAAUAACUCCUGAUGAAUUCUGCGAACUACCAGAGGAAGAGCAGAUGAUGUACCCAUCAUCCCUUGAGCAUGAAACAUUCAAAGUUGCAUUGGUGAACUGCAGGAAAAAGGUUGAAGGACUUAUGGAUCAAGAUCACGACACAAUUGCAUGGGAGAUCACCCGUGCAAUCAAGUGUGAAUAAAUUUUGAACCAUGUUUGCAUCUCAAAUAUGAUAGUUGGAAGAGGUUCUGCCAGCAUCAUAUUUGAUCUUGGAAUUGAAGAAAUCUGUUGCCAACAUCAUAGACAAACAAAAUGAAUACAUGUUCUGCUUGAGGUAAAAUUCGCCCUCAUAUUUAUCAUCUAUGUUGAUCUAGAGUCUUAAAUCAAAUCAACAAAGGUGUUAUGCCCUAAACAAAGUCCUUGUAACAGCAUAAAUCAUCUAAAUUUUGUUAUAUUUGAAAAUAGAUGCAUUUUGAAGAUACUGAUUGGUUGCUGUGAAGCUAAAAGGCUAGUUGAAAACUGAAAUGUCUUUUACGCUAACUUUUAUUUUGUUAGCCUGUUGAUUAUCCCUGUAUCAUUGCAACAUUUAUAUGUACUAAAAUGUACCGAUGAUCAUCUUAAUUUUAGGCA
Solanum dulcamara is the source of this 2573-nucleotide messenger RNA. RefSeq lists its product as uncharacterized. NCBI's taxonomy places the organism in Eukaryota, Viridiplantae, Streptophyta, Magnoliopsida, Solanales, Solanaceae. The transcript is spliced from 13 exons. The coding region runs from base 130 to 2145 and encodes 671 amino acids. The record is from RefSeq and is a predicted model, not a curated record.